AUGUCCGAGGACGACGUCGACAUGCUCGGCCCGGACGGCCAGGGCUCGACCCGCGUCGACCGCGACCGCCGCGCCCCGCGCUUCAGCUGGACGCCCGCCUACGAGGCCACCUUCUUCCGCAGCCUCUGCGACAGCGUCCAGCUGGGCCUGCGCGAGAACAGCAGCUUCAAGGCCGAGGCCUGGGAGCGCGCCGCCCAGGCCCUGCAGGAGAAGCACGGCGCCUACCCGGCUAAGAGCCACCUCAUCAACAAGAGCGACAACGCGAGGAAGCGCUUCCGCCUGUGGCGCGGCCUGCGCGAGGAUCCCGACUUUCUGUACAGCCCCAUCACGAGGACCGUGACGGCCAGCGAGGACGCAUGGAGGGCGCACAUCGAGAAAGAGCCGCUAUCGAGAGCCCUUCGUGGCCGGCCCUUUGACCACGAAGACUUCAUGGAGAUUCUCUACCCCGACGUGAUCGGAUCCGGCGGCGCGCCGAAGCGCAUCAUGAAGCCGCGUCGGCGGACCGACGGCCAGCCCGGAGACGAGCCCGACAUGCCCGGCACGGGGGUUAUCAACCUCCAGACGGACACGACGCCGGGCCAAGCGCCCGACAGCCCCGAGAGGCAGCGCGCCUCGCUCAGCCAGACGCCGACCGGCUCCGCGCCCUCGGCCGCCGCUCCGCAGGCACGACCGACCUCGGCGGCGAUACCGCCCCGGACCACGUCCUCGCAGGCUAGCGCGCUGACGCCGCCGGACGAGUCUGCGAAUCAGGCCAAGAAGCGCGCCCUGCCCAUGGGUACCGACGGUCCGUUCGAGCCGCCCAUGACAUCUUCGUCGAGCACGCCUGCCGGAGCUACGUCGCAGCCCGCGUCGUCGCCAGAAAAGAGACGGCGCAUGUCAUUGCACAGCGACACUCUCCUGCCCGCGACGUCGUCCACCUUGAGCGUCUCCGCGGUGCCGGGCAUUGCCCCCAGCUCCGCGAACACGACGCCGCUGUCCGGCCCGGACGGGCAUAUUCUGGGUUCCAAGCCCAGCCCGGACGGCAUCGAGCAAGUCAAGUCUGGUGCUCCCCCGCUGUGGCAGGAGCUGGCACUCGAUCUCUUCUUCAAAGAGUUUGCCGAGCAGGAUCUGGACCUGCAGGUCAAGAUUGCAGAGACGGUGCUCUGCGAUGAGCACAGGGCACUCGUCUUCUGCAAGAUGCCCUGGCGAGUGCGGCAACACUGGGUGAAGCGGCUCAGCGAGGCCCACCACAAGACCGUGUCGUACGCAGACGUAGCCGCCAGUGGCCCCAAGCAGUCUCCCUCCGAGGCCGCCGCCCCGGCACCCCCCGAGAUCAUCGCCAACGAGUCCGCCUCGACGUCGUCGCUCAUCGACGUCGACGCCCCCAGCGUGCACACCGUGCCGUCCGACUUCCUCGAGCAGGACGUGCAGACGGAGACGCAGGCCGCCCGCCGCGACCGCGAGGACGCUGCCGCCGAGGCCAAGGCCAAGGCCGAAAAGGCCCGCCGCGAUGCCGCCGCCAAGGCCCGCCGCGCCGACAACUGGCUCACGGCGCAGUUCUCCAAGCUGUCGGACGGCAGCGCCGGCGCCCUCGCCCUCGCAAACGUCGCCGCCGUCGUCGGCCUCAGCUCCUACCUCGGCUACCGCGCCUGGGGCCUCUACGAGAAGGGCCGCCUCGACUGGAAGACGGCCGGUGUCGGCGUCGGCAUCCUCGCCGCCGUGGGCGCCCUCGAGUCCGUCUUUGGCGGCUACCUGUACAAGGGCAAGAAGAAGGGCGGCUCCUCUUAG
Molecule: messenger RNA, 1767 nt
Organism: Purpureocillium lilacinum
Lineage: Eukaryota; Fungi; Ascomycota; Sordariomycetes; Hypocreales; Ophiocordycipitaceae
Source: RefSeq, a predicted model, not a curated record